Photinus pyralis (common eastern firefly) is the source of this 498-nucleotide messenger RNA. RefSeq names its product acidic leucine-rich nuclear phosphoprotein 32 family member B-like. The transcript has 2 exons. The record is from RefSeq and is a predicted model, not a curated record. Bases 1 to 498 code for a protein of 165 amino acids. NCBI's taxonomy places the organism in Eukaryota, Metazoa, Arthropoda, Insecta, Coleoptera, Lampyridae.
AUGAACGUCUCUUAUAAACUUGAUAACGGCGAUCUUGAAGAUCUUGAGGAUCUUGAAGAUAAGGACCUUAAAGAUGAGGAUCUUGAAGAUGAAAAUCUUGAAGGUGAGGAUCUUGAAGGUGAGGAUCUUGAAGGUGAGGAUCUUGAAGAUGAGGAUCUUGAAGGUGAAGAUCGUGUAGAUGAGGAUCUUGAAAACGAGGAUCUCGAAAAUGAGGAUCUUGAAGAUGAGGAUCUUGAAGACGAGGAUCUUGAAGAUGAGGGUCUUGAAGAUGAGGAUCUUGAAGGUGAGGAUCUUGAAGAUGAGGAUCUUGAAGAUGAGGAUUUUGAAGGUGAGGAUCUUGAAGGUGAGGAUCUUGAAGAUGAGGAUCUUGAAGAUGAGGAUCUUGAAGAUGAGGAUCUUGAAGAUGAGGAUCUUGAAGAUGAGGAUCUUGAAGAUGAGAAUCUUGAAGAUGAGAAUCUUGAAGAUGAGGAUCUUGAAGAUGAGGAUCUAGAAUCUUGA